AUGCAAAAGGGGCUGGGCAAGCGUGUUCACGUGACGCUUGUGCAGAACCUAUCUGCAGCCGCAGACCACGAUGUUCUUAAUCCCAACGACAUCAACAAGGUCAGAAGAUCGAACGCCGCUGUGGAGGAACCGCUGCAAAUUCAAGAAAAUAAUGAGAACAAUUUGAACCCAUCCGUGCGGAAGAAGUCGGUGUCCUUCAAACUUGCUUUUGUGGGACUUGCAUUGGUCCUUUUGACCAUCUCUGGAGAGCUCAAGGGCACGAGUCUGGAGUCUUUAUGGGCAAAUCUUGGUUAUAGCCUUUGCGGCCUCGUUAUGCAACCGGUUUGGGCCAGCGUCUCCGAUGUCUUCGGUCGAAAAUACCCCUUCCAUGCAUCUGUGGGCCUGUUCUUCGUUUGCUCCAUCGUUUUUGCUACUGCGCAAAACAUGAAAACCCUCAUCGCGGGACGGCUUUUUCAAGGAUUCGGCGGUGGAGGUAUCGACGUGUUAGUGUCUGUCGUCCUCGCGGACAUAACGGCGCUGGAAGAACGCUCGAAAUACCUGGGCAUCAUGGCCAUCCCUUCAGCGGUGGGCAACAAUAUGGGCCCCUUCGUCGGCGCGCUAUUUUCUACCUACACAUCCUGGAGAUGGAUUGGAUGGAUCAAACUUCCACUUUUGGGUGUGGGGACGAUACUGCUAUCCUUCUUCCUCAAGCUGCGAGCCGUUCCGCUCGACGCGACCCUAAUCAGCAAUCUGAGCCGACUUGACUGGGUCGGAGUGGUGAUGCUCGUCGUAUUUGCCUGGUACGAGUCCAAGCCCGCGGCGCCUAUCAUUCCCCGCCGACUGUUCCAAACAAACGCGGGAAACAUGGCUCUUGUAGGGGGCUUCAUCCAUGGCAUGGUUUUCAUCUCCUUGCUGCAGUACUUGCCGUUAUUCUACCAAGCUGUCCAACUCAAGACAGCAAUAUCGUCGGCCAUCUUUCUGCUGCCUACAGUCAUUAUAAGCGUGCUAGUCACAGCCGUCUCGAUGAUGAUGGUUCCGAUGUUCGGAGGAUACAAAUGGCUUCUGGUUGUGUCGUGGGUCGUCACUGCGCUAGGGUCCGGUUUGCUUGCUCUUUUCGGCGUGGAAUUUUCGACGUCCGUGCUGUAUGGGCUUCCGAUUCUCUGGGGGCAAGGCGUUUCGCUACUACGCAUCCUCAUGCUCCCCGUUCAAGCAAGUGUCAAGCACGUUGACGAUGAGGGCUUAGCAACUGCGAACUUCCUCACUAUUCGCAUGUUCGGAGCGCUUGUCGGCCUCGCAAUCUGUUCGCCGAUAUUCAACAUCGUCUUCUCGAACUCCGUCGCGGAGGCUAGAAUCGAGUUGACGGGGUCGCUGGCGCCACUGAAGAAUGCCUCCAAUGCCGUAAGUCUAAUUGGCGAGCUGAGAUCGCUGGACGUUCCCGCUGCGACCCUAAAACUGGUUUCGGGACUCUACCUGGAAUCUUUCAAGGCCGUAUUCUAUACCAUGGCUGCAUUGAGCGGAUUGGGGUUAUUGUCUUCGAUAUUUCUGGACGAGAUUGAGCUGAAGAGAAAGGACCUUGGUAACCAACGCUUUGAGGACCACUAGAACAAGAUCAGACCAUCUCCGUAGAACGUAGACAAGUGCAUGAUAGAGAAGCUGUAAUUGACGGCCUAGAAAAGAAGGAGGAUUCUGCGUUGCAUAAACGGCGACAUUAGGACAAUAAGUAGAAGUACUAGU
Molecule: messenger RNA, 1713 nt
Organism: Paraphaeosphaeria sporulosa
Lineage: Eukaryota; Fungi; Ascomycota; Dothideomycetes; Pleosporales; Didymosphaeriaceae
Product: MFS general substrate transporter
Exons: 4
Coding region: 1-1581 (526 amino acids)
Biological process (GO): transmembrane transport
Molecular function (GO): transmembrane transporter activity
Source: RefSeq, a predicted model, not a curated record